This is a messenger RNA of Pundamilia nyererei, 2490 nucleotides long. RefSeq names its product ras-related C3 botulinum toxin substrate 1-like. Gene Ontology annotation, molecular function: GTP binding; GTPase activity. Gene Ontology annotation, biological process: small GTPase-mediated signal transduction. The coding region runs from base 317 to 895 and encodes 192 amino acids. The record is from RefSeq and is a predicted model, not a curated record. The transcript has 6 exons. Lineage: Eukaryota; Metazoa; Chordata; Actinopteri; Cichliformes; Cichlidae.
UUUUUUUUUUUUUUUUUUAACUCAGGGGUGGUGGCCGCUGUUUUGCUUCAUAGCUUCCAGAUCAGCCUACGAAAGCAUGGGAAUGUAGGAAGGGAAAUUCACGAGUAAACUCGCCGUAAACUGCUCGAUAAAGUUAGUGUAAGUCCCCCCUAAGUUGUUUCGCGUCCCAGGAGCUCGGUUGUAGCAGCACAGGUCGGUGGAGAAAGACGCUCGUUGGGACUUUCCACCAGCGAGCAAUCCCGGACAAAGGAAAAGAGACUCUAGCUAACGUUAGCUGGCUCCCGGGCUAACUUAGCAUUCCUCUAGCCGCGGCGCAAUGCAGGCCAUAAAGUGUGUUGUGGUCGGAGACGGAGCUGUGGGUAAGACCUGUCUGCUCAUCAGCUACACCACCAAUGCCUUUCCUGGAGAGUACAUCCCCACAGUGUUCGACAACUACUCCGCCAAUGUUAUGGUGGAUGGGAAGCCGGUGAACCUGGGUCUUUGGGAUACAGCAGGACAAGAAGACUACGACAGACUCCGCCCACUUUCCUACCCACAGACGGAUGUGUUUCUUAUCUGCUUUUCGCUUGUGAGUCCUGCCUCGUUUGAAAACGUCCGUGCCAAGUGGUAUCCUGAGGUGAGACACCAUUGUCCCAACACUCCAAUAAUCCUCGUGGGCACCAAACUGGAUCUGAGAGAUGACAAGGAUACCAUGGAGAAGCUGAAGGAGAAGAAACUCUCUCCCAUUACCUAUCCCCAAGGACUGGCCAUGGCCAAAGAGAUUGGCUCUGUAAAGUACCUGGAGUGCUCAGCCCUGACUCAGCGUGGCCUUAAAACUGUGUUCGAUGAGGCCAUCCGGGCCGUCCUGUGCCCUCCACCUAUGAAAAAGAAGGGGAAGAAGUGCUCUCUCCUCUAAGACUUCCUUCACUGGAACAGUUACAGGGGAGCAUGACCGCUAGUGGUGAGGGUGGCUAACGACACAGGAGAAACACACCAGUAUACACACACACACACACACAGACACACAAAAACAAUGUAUUUCAGAUUCUGUCCUUCUAUAUGUGUAGCUGCAACAGUUAUACCAACCGUUUCCAUGAAAACUCCAACAUAGGGUCAGGUUUAGGGUAAAAGAGUGUGGACUAUUUUAGACCCUAGUUAUUUCCUAACAAUGCAUACUGUAUAGACGAGACUGAAUUUCUUGAGGCCUUCUAAAACGGAUUGGAUGUUUUGUAGAACGGACCGUGGAAUGUCUUCAACUUUUUCUUCCACUGGUUGUCCAGUUUUUUGGUUUGUUUUUUGUUUACAGUCUUGGUAGUUUGUUUGAAGUGGAAGAAAUUUUGCCAAAUACACUCUGCACACAUGCUGUAUUUUAGCCGAAAAGAAAUCCUUUGUUCUGUCGUCUCAAACCUUUAAAACACAGCUGACAGUCUGCUGCUGUUUCCCUGCUGUUCAUAUCAACCAUUUAAAAGUCAAAAACUUCACUUUCUCUUUAUGAAGGCAGUCGUCACUCCUUGCUAUCAACAAACACCUUGAAGUAACAAUCUGUGAAAUUUAAUUGCCUCCAUUUUUUAUGUACCAUAACCUUUUUGCCAGUAAUUAAAUUUUGGCCCUAACAUGAUUCAUGUUAAUUCAUUCUUAUGGAUCAAAUGAAGCCUGAAGCACAGAGAGAAAAUUGAGACUGGGGGAAAAGGUCUGCUGACACCAACAGUGCUACGAAUCCCUGAAAAAUCUCCAGUAUUUUAUGCAUUUGGCUCCAAUUGGACCCGUUGUGUUUGUGGUUUUUUUUUUUUCUUUCCUCUUUGCAAUAUUCCCCCUAGAAGUGUCUCGACUGUAUGGCUGCCCAGGAGUGCGAAGCUGAAAACUUGAUUUUUGUAUUUGGAAGAGAAAUAUUCAGGUGUUUUGGUGAUGGGGAACAAGAGAGCCUUUAAUGCUCUGUGGGCAUUUAUCCGAAACCUUUUUGUGGAGCACAUUUGAUUUAUAUGUUAUUAUUUUUUAUUUUUAGCAUCACUACUGGCUAAGCAAUGUCACUAAAAGAGCAUUUAUGCCUGCUAAUAACAGUAACAAAGCUACUGUCGGUUAUGGUGUAGUAUACAGUGUACUCAUCUUUUUGUUAUAAUCAUGUGAUUUGACUAUUUUGUAUCUUUCUUCACAGAAGUUAGACUCACUCACUGUAUUGUUAAACUAACACUAUGAAUAUCUUUUGUUUAUUACCUCUGCAGUUAAUGCUACUUUAAUCUCCCCACAAUCCUAGCUUUUUGUAAUUAAUGCUGAUAGCAUGUACAUGUAUCAUAUACUGAAAACUAAGAUUAGAAUUUGCUACAGUUAUAUUUUUUGCCUAUUUACAAAAUGUAUUUGAACUACUAGAUCAGGGGUUAAGUACAUGUUGCUCAUCGGUAUUGUAUUCAGACUCCAAGCUGUGCUUUAAUUCAAGCCAAUGUUGUGACUCUUUAGUUUUAUGGACAAAAGCUAUUGUCACUUUUUGAAAAAGCCAAUAAAUUCCUGUAAAACAGA